This is a messenger RNA of Anopheles stephensi (Asian malaria mosquito), 2224 nucleotides long. It is a transcript of the gene mre11, whose product is annotated as double-strand break repair protein MRE11. The transcript is spliced from 2 exons. Gene Ontology annotation, cellular component: Mre11 complex; nucleus. The record is from RefSeq and is a predicted model, not a curated record. Gene Ontology annotation, biological process: double-strand break repair via homologous recombination; meiotic DNA double-strand break formation; mitotic intra-S DNA damage checkpoint signaling. Gene Ontology annotation, molecular function: 3'-5'-DNA exonuclease activity; DNA endonuclease activity; manganese ion binding. Bases 109 to 2064 code for a protein of 651 amino acids. NCBI's taxonomy places the organism in Eukaryota, Metazoa, Arthropoda, Insecta, Diptera, Culicidae.
GUGCCAAAUGACAGCCGAUAAACCCGCGCGAAAACAAUUGGCCAAUCUGCGACGAGCAAUCGCAUCAAAACAGUUGUGCGUUCACAAAAAGCAUUUGCUCGCUGCAAAAUGUCCGAAUCCGCUUCACAAACCGCAGAUAUCAAUCCGGACGAUACGAUAAAAAUAUUGGUGGCCAGUGACAUACACCUGGGUUUUAAUGAGAAAGAUCCGAUCCGAGGCAAUGAUAGUUUUAUUGCAUUCGAGGAGGUGUUGCAGCACGCGCUGGAAAAUGAGGUGGACGCGCUACUGCUCGGUGGCGAUUUGUUUCACGUAGCAAAUCCCUCCACCAACACGCUGGACCGGUGCUUCCGAUUGCUGAAAACGUACACGCUCGGCGACAAACCGAUUCGGUUGGAGUUUUUGAGCGAUCAGAACGACAACUUCCUUGAAUCGUUAAGCCACACGGUGAACUACGAGGAUCCGAACAUGAACAUCGCUAUACCGGUGUUUUCCAUCCACGGUAACCAUGACGAUUCGGGCGGUGCCGGAAAGGUUAGCUCGAUGAAUCUGCUGAGCACGAACGGGUACGUGAACUACUUCGGUAAAUGGACCGAUCUGAGCAAGAUUGACAUCCGGCCAAUCUUGCUGCGCAAGGGCGAAACGAAGCUGGCACUGUAUGGGUUGAGCUACAUGAGCGAUGCGCGACUCUGCCGGCUGCUGGACGACGCGAAAGUGUUCAUCGAAAAGCCGGAUGAGCCGGGCUUUUUCAGCAUAAUGGUGCUGCACCAGAAUCGUGCCGAACGGGGGCCGAAGAACUAUCUGCCGGAAAGUUCGUUGCCACAGUUUCUGGAUUUGAUUAUAUGGGGCCACGAGCAUGACUGUCGGAUCGAGCCGGAAGAGAAUUCGGCGAAAAAGUUCUACGUCAGUCAGCCGGGCUCAACGGUCGCGACGUCACUGUCCGAGGGUGAAGCGAUACAGAAGUGUUGCGGGUUGCUAAGCAUCCACAAGGGAUUGUUCCGGAUGGAUCCGAUACCGCUGAAAUCGGUACGUCCGUUCGUGUUCGAGUCGGUCGAUUUGGCCACGGUGCAGGAGGAGCUGGCGCUGGACGAAGGUGACGUACAGCAGCGUGUUCAAGACUUUGCCACCGAACGCAUCGAAGCGAUGAUUGAGCGUGCAAAGACGAAGAUCACCGGGUACGCACGGCAACCGAAGUUACCACUCAUACGGCUCCGGCUGGGACUGACGGAAAUCGAGCAACAGUUCAAUGCAAUCCGGUUCGGAUUUCGGUAUCACGGGCGUGUUGCUAACCCACAGGAUAUGGUCAUUUUCAAAAAGAAGCCCAAGGUGAAGGUAAAGGACGAACUGGGCAAUGCGCUUGAUAAGGCCGCCCUGCAGGAAGCGUACCGGAACCAGCGCGAACAGCGUGCCCAGCGUGCGGAAGAGAUCGUCGAUCGUUAUUUCCGCGAGGCGGACGUUGUGAACCAGCUGGAGGUGUUGAACCCUCGGAGUAUGGCCGAACUGUGCCGUCGGAUGGUCGAUUACGAGGAUGACGAUGCGCCUGAAAAAAUUAUAAAGUUCUACGAAGAUAAGGCGCUCAGCUUUCUGCGCUCGCAGGACAACACUAGCGAGGAAGGGAUUUGUGAAGCGUUGGCUGGCUUUCAUACGGCCGAUCCGGAUAUUCAUGAGAAGGUGCUGAGCAUGUUGGAUGCACGUUCAAACCGGCAGGAUGCGACCGAUCCGCUGCAGCGCUUCCGCGAUCUCGAUGACGAUGGUAUGGCGGGCGGGAAUGAUGGAUCAUCGGUUAGAGGUGAUCCACCGAACACAACGGUAGCUGCUGGCAAACCAGCGGCACGCGGUGCUCGCGGUGGACGUGGAUCACGUGGAGGCGGAACGGCACGUGGUGCAGCUAGUAAGGCAGCAUCGACCGCCGGUUCGACCCGGGGCCGAUCGCAGACUUCAAUCACUUCCAUGUUUAGCCAGCAGUCGACGAACAACAGUAUAGCUAGUGUGGCCACGCGAACAUCGUCUAGGAAAACGGCCACAAAGAAGGCACGCCAAAUGGAUUUUGAUUCCGAUGACGAAUGAAGCCAGCCAUUCUGUUACUCAUUCCGAUAGGUUAUAAGCCUGUUGUUUGUUUAAGUUUCACGCUUCAAGCUGCGUCUAGUGCCGUAAGUUUAAUGGUAUAACUUUCUACCAUUACUACCCAUUCUUCUCAAGGAAAUAUAAGAUAAGAAAAGAGAAACUA